AUGUCGAAAAAAAUCAGUCCGGAGUGAGUUCACUUUUUUUUUGAAUUGUAGAAGAGUUCUUAUCAAAAAGUUCCCAAAUUUUCCAGACAUCAAAAAUCGUUGUCUGAAAGAGUGACAGAAUGGCGAGCGAUGUGGAUUUCGAUUUCAAUGCAGUUUGUGAUGGGAAUUCAGAUGUCUGUAUAUUAUAUGUCAAUGUGGCCAUAUUUAUCGGGGGUAAGGAAAAAGGAAAGGAAAUCUGGAAAACAUUGAAGUAUAACAAUUUUCAGCUUGAUAAAACUGCGACAAUGGAUUUCUUGGGAUGGGUUGUAGCUGCUUGUAAUAUUGGUUGCACAAUUGUAAGUGAUUUUACAGAGAAAUGGAACCAUCAAUUUCAGCGCUUGUCUGAUCCCGCUUGAAUGUCGAUUUGAUGUAUUGAGAUCUAACAGCAAAUUUCUAAUCGAAAAAUCUUUCUGUGUCUCCCAGAAAUCGAAUUUUGGCACCAAAUAUUCCGUAUUCAUUUUCAAAAUGUUCCCAAGCUACUAAAAUAUCCUUACAAGAACACAAUUCUCUCCAUAUUUCGUACAUCAUCUUAUAAUUUUCCACCUGAUAAUUCUUUUAUCGAAACUGUUCCUUGAAAUUUGAUCUAUCGCUAUCAAUUCCUGGUCGCAAUAUAAACCUGAUUAAUCACAUCACAUUUUUUCUAUUACAGUCGAACCCAAUAUACGGUUAUUGGAAUCAAAAAACCAUGUCAUGCAAACAACCUGUUGUAUGCGGUCUGAUAAUCGCAUCAAUCGGUAAGUGAGUUCAAACAAACACAAGGCAAAAAAAUAGAUAAGACCUCCCUGGUUCAUAUAUACUCAUUUUUAACUCUAGGACAGGCAUGUUAUGGUGCGAUAAAUUUGAUUCACACAAAUGGAAAAUGGUAUAUGAUUGGUGCAAGAAUAAUAACUGGACUGGGAACUGGUAGUCUUUCUGCACUUCGAUCUUAUGCUGCGAUGGCUUCGGUGCCAAAAGAUCGGAUGAAAGCAGUGUCCUACGGAACUGCCGGAUUUGUUUGUGGAAUAUCAUUUGGUCCUGUUAUCUCGGCAGCUUUUACACCAUUGGGUGAAUCGGGUGUUCAUAUUUUAGGAAUAUUUAUUAAUAUGUAUACGGGUGCUGCUUAUUUAAUGUGUCUGAUUUGUAUCUGCGCAGCUAUUGUUAUGAUUAUAUUUUUCAAGGAGGAUUAUGCUGGAAUUGUUGAUGAAAAAUUGCACGAGAAAGAUGCGAUGUAUAUUGUGCCAAAAUAUGAUUUAUUGCCAGCACUGGUUUGUAUUUAUCUCUAUAUGAUUGUUAGUAUGCUAGCGACAAAUAUUGAAGUGUGAGUUUGAAUGUGCUAAGAGUUAUUUAGCCUAACCCUAGGGAUUUUUUGUGGUCUUAUUGGAAUUUUGCAGAAUGGCAACUCCAUUAACAACUGUUUUAUACGACUGGAAGGAUAGUCAAGCAAUUUUGUACAAUGGAAUAAUUGAAUCUAUCACAUGCCUGGUAUCAGUAGGUAUAAAUUUUACUAUCGGAUCAACUCGUAUUGGGAAAAUGUGAGCUCUUCAGUUGAUUAACUCAAACCUCAAAUAACUCAGCAAAAUUUUUAGGGACAAAAGAAAACAAAUCCUCUUUGGCAUCAUAAUCUUCACACUUUAUCACAUCGUCAAUUAUCCCUGGUGGUUCUAUUCUGGACCAUUGGAUUUUCUUCCUCCUGGCGCAAACACAACUCAAAUUGGAGGAUGUCUUCCUGAAUAUACGUGGUGUUCGACCACUACACGAGUCCCACUUCCAGUUUAUUUAUUCGCAUUCAUAAUUUUCUUUGGAGUGGCUUUUCCAUUUGUGGAAUCGCCUUCAGCUGCAUUAUAUUCCGAAAUUCUUGGACCAAGAAAUCAAGGAUUAAUGCAGGGAAUGUUAUCGUUUGGUGCAAGUGUUACACCAUUUGUUGCAUCGAUUUUGAUAACUUUCCUUUUUCAACACAGCGGAUAUCGUUAUGUUAUUGUUUUACAAUUGUGUACUUUGAGUAUAGGAGCAUUAUUGUUAUUGAUUUUUUAUCGACGAUUAGUUCCUUUGAAAUUGAUAGACAAGAAAUAAAUAUUUCGAUUCUUCAUUGAACGUUUUCUUUAUAGAAGAGUGAACAUAGGUUUUUUUGCAAAUAAGAACAACAAAAAGUUCGAAAUUGAAAAUAACAAAAAUAAAACUACAACACUACGCUCGCCUGUUGUUUAUCGUAAACCUACACACAAAAAUAUUUUAUUUAUUUCUUCCCAACUUUUCCCAUUUUCAAACUUUUUCAGCAUGCGGGCUCUAUACGGGAGUCGUUUAAUAUGUGCAGUUGUUCAAAGAAACACUAGAAAUUUCACCACAACUUGCCGAAUUCUUCAAAAAAGAUCCGAAAUCGUUGGACAAACCAAAAGAAGAGCACGCGUUGCAAAAGUCCAUUUUAGAAGAGGUUUUGAUUCACGAAAAAAGGAAGCCAACAACUUUCGGAGGAAAAGUGAGUCUUAUUUUGAAUUGAGUAUAUUUAUCGAGUUUUUGCAAAUGUUCCAGGUCGCAGAGAAAGCUUCCAACACAUUUUUAUACACCGCAGUGGUGGCUGGCGUCGGUUUGAUUGGUGCAUUUGUCUACGUUUUGGCUGGCGAAUUUUUCCGCGAGGAUAGCCCACAAACCAUUUUCAACCGUGCUUUGGAUAUAGUUCGUGAAGACGGUCGAUGCCAAGAUAUUUUCGGACCAACAAUCGCCGGUUUUGGCGAGGAAACCGCCCGCGGCCGACGCAGACACGUGGCACACCACAAAUACGAAAAAGACGGGCGACAACGUAUACGUGUGCUUUUCCACGUCAAAGGAGAUCGAGGUGAAGGAAUUGCGCAAGCUGAGAUGGAAAGACGGGAUGGUGAUUGGGAAUGGCGAUUCUUAUAUGUCGAGAAUAAGCAACGACCAAAAACUACACAUGUUUUGAUUGAUAAUCGAUAG
Messenger RNA from Caenorhabditis angaria, 2967 nucleotides. The record is from the annotation of a GenBank genome assembly. Lineage: Eukaryota; Metazoa; Nematoda; Chromadorea; Rhabditida; Rhabditidae.